Messenger RNA from Ctenocephalides felis (cat flea), 630 nucleotides. RefSeq names its product peroxisomal multifunctional enzyme type 2-like. Bases 210 to 560 code for a protein of 116 amino acids. The transcript has 3 exons. The record is from RefSeq and is a predicted model, not a curated record. Gene Ontology annotation, cellular component: cytosol. Lineage: Eukaryota; Metazoa; Arthropoda; Insecta; Siphonaptera; Pulicidae.
AGCGCCCGUGCUCGGCCGCGUUUCUCGUCCAAUGUACAAGGCCGGCCUAGUGUCCUCUCUUUCUUCACAACGCGUCAGACCGAACAUCGUGCCGACUGCGGCCUGUGCAGUCAUAAGUUAAAUACCUUUAGCAUCGACUCGUGUGUGUCAAUUCACAAAGUUUAUUGAUUCUUAGCUAGGAGUGACAGCCGAAAUAAUCUAGGUACAAAAUGGGUCUGAAAUCAGAUGCUGUAUUUGAUAGGAUAAAGGGAUUGCUAGCAGACAACCCAGACAAAGCCAAAUCUAUUAACGGAGUAUUUGUUUAUAACAUCACAGAAGGUGGAAAACAAGUAAAGCAAUGGACGAUCGAUUUAAAGAACUUGAAAUUGUACGAGGGACCAGCCGAGAAGAGUGUUAAGGUGGAUACAACACUAACCGUGUCUGACGAAGACUUCGUCGACAUCGCCCUCGGCAAACUGAACCCACAACUCGCAUUUAUGAAGGGAAAACUCAAGAUCACCGGAAACAUAAUGCUUACGCAGAAACUGGUUCCAUUGCUGAAAACGGAAGCCAAACUGUAGAGUGUCAGAUGUCUGACGAACAUAUAUUGUGUUACGCGCAUCAUAUGAAUAUGACUGAAUAUGAACGCGU